Molecule: messenger RNA, 1350 nt
Organism: Mobula hypostoma (lesser devil ray)
Lineage: Eukaryota; Metazoa; Chordata; Chondrichthyes; Myliobatiformes; Myliobatidae
Product: carcinoembryonic antigen-related cell adhesion molecule 5-like
Exons: 10
Coding region: 1-1350 (449 amino acids)
Source: RefSeq, a predicted model, not a curated record
AUGGGUCUGGGCUUUGUUGACAAGGCUGGUAUUAAUCACCCCUCCGUUGCCCGACCCCUCACGGAGAAAUUAGUGGUGGGCGUCCUCAUUAAACUGUCGCACUUCGAUUGGGAAAGUUUCUCGCAAAAACCUGUUUCCGAUGUCACCGUAACAUCUAAUGCCACCAGACUGAUAGAGUACAAUGAUACCGUCACACUAACCUGCUUCGCAAGAGGCACGGCAGUCUCUUACCUGUGGCUUAAGGAGAACAGGCCGAUAAUUCCUGGUGGCAGGUUUGAACUGGGUGCCGAUAACAGCACACUCGCUGUUUCAGGAGUGCUGCGGACAGACGGAAGUUUCACCUGCAGAGCGAGCAACUCGAUAAACUCCCUGACAAGCAACCCGUUGUAUCUCGAUGUCUACUGCGCUGAAUUGAACUGGCAACUGAACGGUGUCCAUCUACAAAGUGGGCAGCUUCUCAUCCUCGACAACACCUCUGCGAGCCAGACGGGAAACUACACCUGUGAGGCUUAUAACAUGUUUACAAUGAGGAAUAGUGCCUCAACCAAGGAAAUCAAAGUGUUCGAGCCGGUGACCGGGGUUACUGUGGUGGCCUAUGAUUCCACUCCCCUGGAAAACCUUGAUACCAUCGCACUGAGUUGUGAUGCCUCGGGCACUGUUGAGACGCGGACAUGGUUCAAGGAUAACCAACCCAUCCAGGAAAACGAAAGAAUGUUUAUAUCUACCAACAAGGCGAAACUGAUUAUAAUCAGUGUUAACAGAAACGACGCAGGGACGUACAAGUGCAUCGCCAGCAACUCUUUCAGCAAGAAGGUCAGAAUCCUACCGGAGCAUCCAGUUGUAUCCAAUAUUGUGUCAAACCUGACAUUAACUUGCUUUGCUCUGUCAGUCCCCUGGGGUGCAUAUGCAUGGUACAACAGGAACGAUCUCCUGCACACAGGGCAGGAACUCACACUUGUGUCAAUGAGCUCGGUUAAUGUUGGGAGUUAUACAUGUCGGGUUACUAACGGCGUAACCAACAGGAACAGUAACCUCACUGUCCAUGUUACAACACGAGCACCAAAGGCAUGUGACAAUAUCCCCCUCACCCCUGGCGCAAUCGUGGGCAUUGUACUUGGUUUACUUGGCGUGGGGCUGAUCGGAGGAGCCAGUGGAUGGUUCAUCGCAAGGAAAACGGGCGGGAUCAAAAAUGCACCACAAUCCCAAUAUGAGACGACCAUCAAUUCCGGAAGAAAGAGCACCUCGGAUACAAAGACCGUGAACGCACCGCGAACCUACGAAAAUUUCCCAAGCAAUGAACAGGAACUUAAUCUGGGCGAUCGAUCUGUUUACAGCGAUCUGAGGAGGUGA